Pterocles gutturalis (yellow-throated sandgrouse) is the source of this 559-nucleotide messenger RNA. It is a transcript of the gene NPY, whose product is annotated as neuropeptide Y. Gene Ontology annotation, biological process: neuropeptide signaling pathway; feeding behavior. Lineage: Eukaryota; Metazoa; Chordata; Aves; Pterocliformes; Pteroclidae. Gene Ontology annotation, cellular component: extracellular region. The record is from RefSeq and is a predicted model, not a curated record. Bases 1 to 294 code for a protein of 97 amino acids. The transcript is spliced from 3 exons. Gene Ontology annotation, molecular function: neuropeptide Y receptor binding; neuropeptide hormone activity.
AUGCAGGGGACCGUGAGGCUGUGGGUGUCGGUGCUGACUUUCGCCCUGUCGCUGCUGGUCUGCCUGGGGACGCUGGCAGAAGCGUACCCCUCCAAACCGGACAGUCCCGGCGAGGAUGCCCCCGCAGAGGACAUGGCCAGAUACUACUCGGCGCUGAGGCACUACAUCAACCUCAUCACCAGGCAGAGAUAUGGAAAGAGAUCAAGCCCAGAGACACUGAUCUCAGACCUCUUGUUGAGGGAAAGCACAGAAAAUAUUCCUAGGUCCAGGUUUGAAGACCCUUCGAUGUGGUGAUGGAAUUUUCAGCACACUGUCAAAACUUUUCCUAGUUCUCAGUUCAUACUCCACGCCUAUGAAGCAAAUCAUAGCACCAUUCCCAGUGCAUGCAGCCAUUGUACUGAAUUCUGUAGAGUUUUUCCUUUGUCAUAUUUGUAUAUACCUUUAUUUAAAUAAAUUAUUUGUGCAUUCCAAAAUAUAACAUACUAAAUGAAAACAAGCAACCCUGUGAUUGGUAUAGCGAAGAGCUGUUUUAAACUGUUAACUGAAUUAUAGCCUCCCU